CGGCCUCAAGAUGGCCGCCUGCUGGCGUCUCCGGCGCUGUUGAAUGGCGAAAGCUUUAUUGUUCCCUUCGGGCAGGAGUGUUCGUGUUCUCUAUGGCGCUGUCAAUAAAGAACGGCAGUUUGAAUCGGUGCUGAACAGUUUUCAGUAAGGCACUUUCCAUGUGCUUGUAAAGCUCGUGGUGUUGUGCAGGAGAAAGGAAGAGAAGUCCUGGAACAGCGAUACUACAAUGGAGCUCCCCAACUACAGCCGGCAGCUGCUGCAGCAGCUGUACACACUGUGCAAGGAGCAGCAGUUCUGUGACUGCACCAUUUCCAUCGGCACCAUUUACUUCAGGGCUCACAAGCUCGUCCUGGCCGCAGCCAGCCUCCUGUUUAAAACCUUGCUGGACAACACAGACACCAUCUCCAUUGAUGCGGCUGUGGUGAGCCCCGAGGAGUUUGCUCUCUUGUUAGAAAUUAUGUACACUGGCAAAUUACCUGUGGGCAAACACAACUUCUCCAAAAUCAUCUCUUUAGCCGACAGCUUGCAGAUGUUUGAUGUGGCUGUUAGCUGUAAGAAUCUUCUGACCAGCCUUGUAAACUGCUCCGUGCAGGGUCAGGUGGUGAGAGACAUCUCUAUGCCAUCCUCAGAGUCCUUCAGGAAAGAAACAGAGAUGCCUCAAAUAGAAGUCCUUUCCUCUGAAGGUGUGGAGGCAUCUGCCACCUCACUGGAUGCUUCUGUUACUCCAGAGGGCCCUGUGAAAGUCAAGGCCCAGGAAGCAAUCCAUACAGGAACACAAGAGACAAGUGCAGGUCCUCCCACUGCCCAGAAGGUUCUGGGCGAUGCAGAAGCCCCAGUGGAGACUUCUCACCCAGUUGAAAUUGCUUCCCCCUCACCUGCUGGACAGACCUUGAGUGGAGCAAAGGGGCAGAGUGUAGAACCAGAAUUUGAGAGAAAACACUACCAGCUGAGUUUUCUUCUAGAAAAUGAGACUAUUUUCUCAGAUGCACUCUUGGUUACUCAGGAUAUUUUAAAAAGACUAGAAGAAUGUCCAGAAAUUAAAGGCCCACAGAAGGAGACUGUAAUGGAAUGUCUUGAGAGAAAAGAAGGAUAUACAGCCUUCCAGAGAAUCCUGGAGAAAAUCAGAGCCGGGAGUUUGGAUGUGCAGACCGUUGUGUCCCUGUUGAGGCUGUGCCAGGAUUCUAAUCCCGCAAUAAAAACUGUACUGUCAGACCCAUACACAGAAGAUGCAGCCCCAGUGCAGCCAGAAGGGAGCACAGGGGAGGGAAAGACCUUGUCUGUUCUGUUACUGGAACACAAAGAGGACCUGAUACAGUGUGUAACACAGCUGAGACCUAUUACGGAGUUCCUGGAAACAGCCAAGGAGGAAUUCCUGCCUGGCACUGAGAAAAGGGUGAUUCUGAAUUGCUGUGAGGGCAGAACACCCAAAGAGACAGUAGAAAAUAUGUUGCACAGAAUAACCGAAGAGAAGACCCUGAGUGCUGAGAGUCUGGUGAAAGUCCUCCAGGCGGUGAAGAUGACAUUCCCAAACUUGAGCCUUCUGCUGGAGGAUGUGCAGAAAUUAGCUGCUCUGCCCAGCACUGCAGUCCAGCCAAACCCUGAUGAUUAUGGGACUGAGCUACUGAGACGGUAUCAUGAAAACCUCUCUGAGAUUUUCACAGACAACCAGAUGUUACUAAAGAUGAUCUCACAUGUGAAGAGUAUAGCCCCCGGAGAGAGAGAGGUCAUGGAGAAGCUUGUGAAACAGAGCUCUGGCUCAGGCGGUUUCAGUUCCCUGGUGACGGCAGUUCUAGAAAAGCAGAUUCUCUCUGCCACAGCCCUUUGGCAGCUGCUUCUGGCGGCUCAGGACACAAAGACCUGCCCCCUGAGCCUGCUCAUGGAUGAAAUACGGAAGGAGCCUGGCGCCUGUGCUUUCUUCUGGGCAGUGACAACCCCAGAAACUACUGCCUUAGAAAUAGUCCUAAGGCAUAACAAGUUGAUCAUAGAGGCCAUCCAACGGAGGGGUGAGCUCAAGUCCUUUUCCUCGGAAGAAAAGCAGCUGGCUGGGAGUUUGAAAGAGAUUUUAAGCAUUUCUUCUGAGACAGCGAGCCCCGAAGCUUCCCUGAGAGCGAUGCUGAGCAGAACCAUGGAAAAAUCAGUUUCAGCCAUUGAAAUUUGUCACUUCCUGUGCAGUGUCCACAAAUCUUUCCCAAGCCUGCAGCCUGUCAUGCAGGAGUUGGCACAAAUUGGUUUCCUUACUAAGGAAAGUGGAGAGAAGGAAAUGUGGAAGGUUAGUAAUAAAUUUCACCUUGAAGCCAAUGACAAAGAAAAUAAAAAGGCUGUGGAAAGUGACUGCCAGCCUGCAGAACAGAACAGCCAGGGAGAGGCUGGUUCCUUGCCAGAACAACAAGAAAAAGACACUUCUGCCUGCCCAGACUCUGCCAAGAAGAGCUUCGUCUGUAAGGCCUGUGACAAGAGCUUCCAUUUCUAUUGCCGCCUGAAGGUGCACAUGAAGCGCUGCCGGGUGGCCAAGAGCAAAGAGAUGCAGUGUAAGGACUGCAGUGAGACCAAGGAUUCCAAAAAAGAGCUGGAGAAGCAUCAGCUGGAGGCCCAUGGUGCAAGUGGAGACCCAGAAGUCCCCAAGAAGAAGAAGAAGAGGCUGCCAGUGACAUGCGACCUCUGUGGAAGGGAAUUUGCCCAUGCCUCAGGAAUGCAGUACCAUAAACUGACAGAGCACUUUGAUGAAAAGCCUUUCUCCUGUGAGGAGUGUGGGGCCAAGUUCGCAGCCAAUUCCACCCUGAAGAACCAUCUCCGCCUACACACCGGGGACCGCCCCUUCAUGUGCAAGCACUGCCUCAUGACCUUCACCCAAGCUUCAGCCCUGGCCUACCACACCAAGAAGAAGCACUCAGAAGGAAAAAUGUAUGCGUGCCAGUACUGUGAUGCUGUGUUUGCCCAGUCCAUCGAGCUGUCCCGCCACGUCAGGACUCAUACUGGAGACAAGCCGUAUGUCUGCAGGGACUGUGGCAAGGGCUUCCGGCAAGCUAAUGGCCUCUCCAUCCACCUGCACACCUUUCACAACAUAGAAGAUCCUUAUGAUUGCAAGAAAUGCAGGAUGAGUUUCCCCACUCUGCAGGAUCACCGGAAGCACAUUCAUGAGGUGCAUUCCAAAGAAUACCACCCUUGCCCCACGUGCGGGAAGAUCUUCAGUGCCCCUUCCAUGCUGGAACGACACAUGGUGACCCAUGUCGGAGGGAAGCCUUUCAGCUGCGGAAUCUGCAACAAGGCCUACCAGCAAUUGUCUGGUUUGUGGUACCACAAUCGGACCCACCAUCCUGAUGUAUUCGCUGCUCAGAACCAUCGAUCAUCCAAAUUCUCAUCACUCCAGUGCAGCUCCUGUGAUAAAACCUUUUCCAACACCAUUGAGCACAAGAAGCAUAUCAAAGCAGAGCAUGCAGAUGUGAAGUUUCACGAAUGCGAGCAGUGUAAGGAGCUCUUUCCCACGCCAGCUGUGCUGCAGAUUCACAUCAAGUGCCAGCACUCAGGGUCCCAACCAUUCAGGUGCUUGUACUGUGCAGCUACUUUCCGCUUCCCUGGAGCACUGCAGCACCACGUCACCACGGAGCACUUCAAGCAGUCGGAGAGCACCUUCCCCUGUGAGCUCUGUGGGGAGCUCUUCACCUCCCAGCCUCAGCUGGAUGGCCACCUGGAAUCUGAACAUCCAAAGGUGGUGGGCACUGAAACCCAGGCGGCUACUUCUCCGAUGGUGCAGGUGAUCCAGACUUCAGAGCCGGCAGCCCCGGAGCAGGUGAUCACCCUGGAGGAGACCCAGCUGGCUGGGUCACAGGUGUUUGUGACUUUGCCAGACUCUCAGGCCUCCCAGACCAGCUCUGAGCUCGUGGCAGUGACUGUGGAGGAUCUGCUGGAUGGCACUGUGACCCUGAUCUGUGGUGAGGCCAAGUGAGGCCCAGUUGCUCACCAGCAGAGGGACCCUGUGUCCGCUUCAGCACCGAAGCUCAGAAACCUGUCCUUUGUCCUUUCCUGCUGACCCGAGUAGUGAGCCUCUUAGCCUAGCACCAAUCCAGAUGACCUCACUCGCAGGACAGACAGAACCUCCAUUGCCCUCACACCCAGCAUCUGCGUCAUGGAUGCCGACUCUGCGUCCUCCAUAGCCUGCAGCCUCCUCGCAGGCUGUUGCUCAGACCUCUAUGCCACUGCCUCAGAAAUAAUCUGAAAGAGCAGUGGGAUGGGAGCUGAGCUCAGGGAAGUGUGACACACUGGCAGCUCUCAGAGGACAGAAAGGCAGUUAGGUGGGGGACUGAGACCUGCCUGUGCCUCUGGCCAUUUAAAAAUAAGAAAAGCACAGCAGACCCACCCGGCCAGAAGCACACUUGCCCUCCCUCACUUGUGCCAGCCUCCCCUCUGCUCAGCGCCAUCUCCUUCCUGUGCCUGUGCUCACACCAGCCACUAGGGUGGCUGCAGGACAGGUGGCAGUGUUAAUGAUGCCCUCAUUUCCAUGCCGGGUCCCACCAGGUCUGCAGUAGUAGCCUUCCUGAAACAGCCUUUGGCAUGUUUCUCCUGGGAGUGUUUCCAGUGAGGCCAUCCAGCUGAGGACAGGCUGCCUAUGGGAUGUUCUUCAUGGCCUUCCCUGAAGGCUGCUUCUCACAGUUCUUCCUUAUUCUCAUCCCUUUUCUCUAAUCAAAGGCUAAUACUUCCACCUGCCCUGAAGGCCUGGCUCGCUGGCUCCCUCUGGGGUCAGUGAUGUUGCUAAUGAACCUGCAGCCUGCAGGUCGCUCUGUGCCUGCACCUGGAGGAGUAGCAGGCUGCCCCUGGCUCUGCUCCUCUGCCAGGGUGCUUGCCUUGUACGUGCCCAGCUCUCUGAGCUCUCCCAGCCUGCAUACUUACUGCAGGUCAGUGAUCCUUCUGAGUCUGAAUUUCACAAAGCCUUUUAUCUUUAGUUCCUAAAAUAUAAUCUGGUAAUUAAUGGUUUGUGGAAUCCAUUAUGAAGUGCAAUUAGAUGGAUGUUGGUCCCUGCCGGUUAGAGAGAAUGACGAGCAUUUAUCUUCUUUUCCUUGAUGCCCAAAGGUUGGAGUGGGUUAGUGCAGUGUUUAUACAGCAGGCAGGACCCCCUGCCACUUAGUGCGGCUUGACCCCUUGCAGAGGGACAUCCAGUUGAAUCGGCCACCCUCUGGCCACCCACUGGAGACAUAGGCCCUGCCCCUUCUCCAGUCAGGUGUGCCUGUGUGGCUGUGUGCAGAGGCACCUAGGGUUCACUUUGGUCGUAGGUAAGCUUUUUUUUUUUUUUUGCACCAGGCACACAGGCAGGUAGGGUGCAGCUAAUAGGGUUGAGAUGGAGCCUUAGCUCUGACUGAUAUUUUCAGGGGCUGGCUGUCGUCUUCGUUGGCACUGGCUUUAUGUGUGCUGUCCUUAAAACUGAGUUCCAGCCCCGGCCCGCUCUCCCCAGCUUGCCCUGGCCAACUGCUCCCACCUCCAUUUGAGCUUGUUAGUUCUGGGAGUUUCCCAUCCCAAAGGUUAGGGGAAGUAUUUAAAGGAGAAGCGGCCUCAGAAACCAAAUACUGACCAGAAGAUGGUGCUCAAGUCUUAGGACUUCACCUCCCUGGGCAGCCCUUGCUGUUUCUACCAAGGCUUUCCCCAUCCUUAGGUUUUCCAGUCCGCCCGGGCUGGCGGACCAGGGAGCGCUUGAUCUGCAGGUGGCAGAAUGGCACAAACUCUUCUCGUGGCACCAGAAGGACUCCUAGGAAAGAUAGAGGACACAGCUUCCAGGCCUCGGUGCCGGGCCUGCAGGCUGGAGUGCAGUGCUUCACAAGCCAUAGCGUGGUGAGAAUUACACUGAGCAGCACCAAAACUUCUGCCUGUCAAAAAGCAAGAUGGUAACACAUGAAGUGCUGAGGGUUUGUAGCGGCAAGUAAGCUGGGGUUUUUUUAAUCUCCUGAAUAAAAAGUGAAGUAAGUUUUAAACCCAAGUGUCAGAUUCUUUGCAGCACUGAGAAACCUUUUCCCAGGUGUCAGUGGGGACCCAGAUGGUGGCCAGCUACUCUUGUCAGGACCACUGGUUUCCUUGCUCACCAUGCUACGAGCAGCCGCCAGACCACCUGAUGCCCUCAUUCCCCCACCCUGGGCAGGAGGCACAGGGCAGCACAGCCCUGCACUCCUAGCCCUGGGCUGAGUGGGCCUCUUCACUGGCUGACUGAUUUCAUGGUGCUGCUCUCUGGAGAAGAUGUGGGUUUUGUUGAAAAAGACUUUUUAAGCUUUCCUCCUCCUGCCCAAGAGACUUCCAAACUACUGCCAUGGGGGACUUUGCUUGUGGUCUCUCUUGUCCACACUGCUUGCUUUCACCAUGGCACCAAUGUUCCCUUUGUUCAUUCAGUGCUACUUGUGUAGUUUGGAGGUCUCCAGGCUUCUUGGAAUGUGUGGAUUUGUUCAGGAAACCCCCCAAGCUUCCUCUGCUCCCAAAGCUCAGGAUCAAGCUGAUGAGGUGCAGUUUGACCAUGGGAACAGUGGAGUCAGGGAACAAGGUUUACCCAUCACAGGUCAGCGAGGCCACAGAUGGACAGUGGAAGAGCAGGACUUAGCAUAGGCUGAUGAGGCUUGGACCUUGCAAAUGCAUGAGCAGAACCUG
Messenger RNA from Octodon degus (degu), 6618 nucleotides. It is a transcript of the gene Zbtb40, whose product is annotated as zinc finger and BTB domain containing 40. Gene Ontology annotation, biological process: regulation of transcription by RNA polymerase II. The transcript is spliced from 18 exons. Gene Ontology annotation, molecular function: protein binding; RNA polymerase II cis-regulatory region sequence-specific DNA binding; DNA-binding transcription factor activity, RNA polymerase II-specific. Bases 227 to 3943 code for a protein of 1238 amino acids. The record is from RefSeq and is a predicted model, not a curated record. Gene Ontology annotation, cellular component: nucleus. NCBI's taxonomy places the organism in Eukaryota, Metazoa, Chordata, Mammalia, Rodentia, Octodontidae.